This is a messenger RNA of Arvicola amphibius (Eurasian water vole), 699 nucleotides long. RefSeq names its product dual specificity phosphatase 15 (gene Dusp15). Lineage: Eukaryota; Metazoa; Chordata; Mammalia; Rodentia; Cricetidae. The record is from RefSeq and is a predicted model, not a curated record. Gene Ontology annotation, molecular function: protein tyrosine/serine/threonine phosphatase activity. The coding region runs from base 1 to 699 and encodes 232 amino acids. The transcript has 7 exons. Gene Ontology annotation, cellular component: cytosol. Gene Ontology annotation, biological process: transforming growth factor beta receptor signaling pathway; regulation of cell population proliferation; positive regulation of JNK cascade.
AUGGGGAAUGGCAUGACCAAGGUACUUCCUGGACUCUACCUUGGAAACUUCAUUGAUGCCAAAGACCCUGAUCAGCUAGGCCGGAAUAAGAUCACACACAUCAUCUCUAUCCAUGAAUCACCCCAACCUCUGCUGCAGGAUAUCACUUACCUUCGAAUCUCAGUCGCUGAUGCUCCUGAGGUACCCAUCAAAAAGCACUUCAAAGAAUGUGUCAACUUUAUCCACGGUUGCCGCCUCAAUGGGGGUAACUGCCUUGUACACUGCUUUGCAGGUAUAUCUCGAAGUACCACCAUUGUGAUCGCCUAUGUGAUGACGGUGACUGGACUAGGCUGGCGGGAAAUACUUGAAGCCAUCAAGGCCACCAGGCCCAUCGCCAACCCAAACCCAGGCUUUAGGCAGCAGCUUGAGGAGUUUGGCUGGGGAAACUCGCAGAAGCUUCGCCGGCAGUUGGAGGAGCGCUUCGGGGAGAGCCCGUUCCGCGACGAGGAGGAAUUGCGUACGCUGCUGCCUCUCUGCAGGCGCUGUCGCCAGGGUUCGGCGACCUCCGCCACGUCGGCCACAGCGUCCUCCGCCGCUUCCGAGGGAACCCUGCAGCGCCUGGUGCCACGGGAAGCCCACCGGCCGCUGCCGCUGCUGACCCGCGUCAAACAGACUUUCUCCUGCCUCCCGCGGUGCCUGUCGCGCAAGGGCGACAAGUGA